AUGGAGAAAAAUGUCGUUAGUGUUCUUGGAAUUGAUGUGCAAUUUCCAUACAAAAUUUAUGAACCGCAGAAAUUGCUCAUUGAGGCUAUCAUUAGAAGUAUAGAAUAUGGCCAAAAUGCUUUAAUAGAAUCACCUACUGGAACUGGAAAGACUUUAUGUUUACUAUGCGCAUCACUUGCUUAUUUAUGCGAUAAGCGAAUUCCGGGGCUUAAAAUUAUAUACACCACUCGUACUCACGGGCAGUUAAAUCACUUCAUCAAUGAAUUCAAGAAGGUUCCCUACUAUGAUAGGCUUAGAGAAAUAGGAAUUAAUGCAACAAUUCUAGGAUCUAGGGACAAAUUAUGUAUCCACUCUCAGUGUUCCAAGAUGAAGGGAAAUGCACUGGAUGGUUACUGUAAGGCAUUGGUUCACACUAGAACCUGUACCUACUACAAUGGAUAUCGUUCUAAGGAGUACAAUAAUCUUAACAUUCUUAUGGAUGUUAUGGAUGUCGAAGAUUUGACUUCAAUGGGUAAAAAAUAUGGCUUUUGCCCGUUCUACGUAAUGAGAGAGGCACAUAAAACUAGCAAUUUCAUAUUGAUGCCUUAUAACUACUUGUUCUGCCAAACAAUACGAGAUUCAAUUGAAUUGGACUUGAACGAUGCAAUUAUUAUAAUUGAUGAGGCACACAAUAUCGAUGAUUUUGCGGAGAGAGUUAUGUCAUUCAACAUAUAUCAAAUGGAUGUAAUUCGAUCAAUUGAUUUCCUUAAAAGAAUUAUCACAACCGUCAACGAAGACAUGUAUAACAAAGAAAAGGAUGAUAAUCCGUAUCUAAAUAAACUUUUAUCGUUAUAUGCCACUUUGCAACGUUUAGACUGCUUUCUAUCUUCACUUGACCUAGAUAAUAAUAGGAUGAUGCAUAAGAUUAAAAGGGUAGAUUUUCAUUAUACUGUAGGCAAAGUUGGCGAUGAUUUUGUAAUAUUCGAUACAAUAUCCAUAUUAAACACCUUAACUUCGGCAAUAUUAGACAAGAAUUCGCAAAACAGUCUGGAGCAAGAAUUUGGCUGCUUAACCUUCAUAAUGGCAACAAAAAUUAGCGAUGAAAGUUUUAAUAAGAAUGUAAACAUUGAGAUACAAUCCAUUGAUAGGCUCAAAAAUUCGCUUCUUCAGUUAACAUCUCAAUGGUUACGAGCUAAUUGCCAACAUUUUUACGCCGUACUUCGUAUUGAUACUGGUAAUAACAACAACAAAUUUAUGUAUAGAUCUUUGUUGUUUGAAUGUAUGAACGCUAGUUGCACAUUUACCAAGCUGAAAAAUGAGAAAAUAAGGAAUUUAAUACUUACAUCAGGCACUUUGUCCCCAAUUGACAAUUUCAUAUCAAAUAUCAGCGGGGGCUAUAUCAAAUUUCCCAUAGUUUUGGAAAAUGAACACAUCAUCUCUAGUGAUAGGGUUUGGGUAGGUUGUAUCUCAUCAAAACUCAAAAUAUUUCGGGAAAGGUUUAGAGAUAAGGUUGGAAAUUUUGAGGACCAACAACUGAUAUCCACAUAUAGCACCAGGUCUAGUCAUGAAUACAUAGUCAAACUGGGCAUACUGCUUAAACUAUUCGUAAAAUCAGUACCUGGUGGUAUACUAUGUUUUUUUCCAAGCUAUACCAACAUGAAUGAGACCAUAGAGGUGUGGAAAAACACAGGAAUUUAUCACAAUUUAUAUUCUUACAAACUGAUUUUCAUUGAAGUGGUAAAAUCCACCGACUCAAAUGAUUCCAUUGAUGAUAAUCUAAAUUCGUUUAAAAAUGUUGUGGAUAGUGGAAGGGGUGCGUUGUUUUUUGCAGUAUUCCGGGGUAAAAUUGCCGAGGGGGUAGAUUUCCCUAACGAUUAUUGUCGAGGUAUUUUUAUUUGUGGUAUCCCAUAUCCAAACCCACAUGAUUUCAGAGUAUCUCUUAAAAUGAAUUAUAUUAGAAAUACACAGAAUAACUCCACAGAUGUCGUAAAUGCGCUGAGGGAUGGCACAUACAACUGGCAUGUUUUGAGUGCCAUUAAGGCCGUAAAUCAGGCCAUGGGACGAUGUAUAAGGCAUGCAGAUGAUUAUGGAGCUAUACUACUUGCUGAUGUAAGAUACGAGUACAAGAAUAUACAGGUACAGCUCAGCAAAUGGGUGUUGAAGUCUCUAGAGAUAUUUUCCGACACCGUAGCACUCAGUAACAGUUUGGACAAAUUCUUUCUCAAGUUCCGAAAAUCAACUAAAAAUGAUACAAUCAACCCUAUAUAUGACAUUUCCACGGCAAAAUUAGUUGGUAAUACUGAGAGUGAUGAUGAAUCAUUCACAGAGUUUGUCAAACAUACAUGUGAUUACCAGAACCUGUUAGUACGAUUCCAGGGUAAAUCACAGAAAAGGGAAAGAAGCAACUCUUCUGCUUCUAGCCUGCUUGGAAUGGUAAAUGAUGAAUCAAAAAUGUCUAAAAGUGGAGUUGACAACCCUUUCAUUUGUUGGUCCAAUGUCACAUCAGCCCGCCCCCUUGACCAAUUCAAUCUUGAAUAA
Babesia microti strain RI is the source of this 2517-nucleotide messenger RNA. Its product is annotated as regulator of telomere elongation helicase 1. The record is from RefSeq and is a predicted model, not a curated record. The coding region runs from base 1 to 2517 and encodes 838 amino acids. Gene Ontology annotation, molecular function: DNA binding; ATP binding; DNA helicase activity. NCBI's taxonomy places the organism in Eukaryota, Apicomplexa, Aconoidasida, Piroplasmida, Babesiidae. Gene Ontology annotation, biological process: nucleobase-containing compound metabolic process. The transcript has a single exon.